AUGGUGAACAAUAAUAGUGAUGGCAAGGAUACAAAGGAAUUUGAAAACUUGUGUAUUGCUCAAAUGAAAUCAAUGGAACAUGAUAGUGGGCACUUAAACGAACUUCAAAAACAGAAGAGUGAAUUGAUAGAAGAAUUGUUUACUCUUCAGAGAAAACUUAAAGUUUUUGAAGAUGAAGAGAAUGAAGCUAUUUGUACUACCAAAUACCUAGAGGCAGAAAAACUUAAAAUCAGUGAAAGGCCUCAAAAUGAUGCUGAAUGCUUAAGACUUAAAAAAGAAUUAGAACUUUAUAAGGAAGAUGACAUGGAAAGUGUUUAUGAAGCUCUCCAAACAGAAAUAGAAUUUUUGGAGUUGACAUUGGCACAGAAAGAUCUUGAGGAAAAAAAAUAACUUGUAGAGAAUUGAUCAGCCAUCUGAGAUUUGACCAAAGCAUCUUAGAAUCAAAUCUUUGUGAUAGAUUAAUGAAUGGUACCUAUUCAAACAGAUUCCUGUGGAAAAUAUGAGGUCCAGAAUAUUCGAAAUUGUUGAUAUCUAGAAUAGGUUUAUUAGCACUUAAAAAUAAUUUUUUUUACUCACUGGAAUUUUAAGAGGUCUUAAAUGGUUUGAUUUCGUUUCUAAAGGAAGAGAAAGGAGAAGUAGAUAUUGUAUUCCCAGGCUUCUUAUAUCCCCCUGACCCUCAAGCUGCUCUAUCCUUCUCUGUCUUUCCGAUCUUUUCAUUCUUCGUUGUAGCUUACCUCAGGUACAAUCAUACGUACAAAAGAAGAAACACUCAGAUUACUGACCCAAUUUUGUUGGCACCAUUUCAACAAAGGUGCUUACUUUCAUUUUAAUCCUUCUCUAAUCAUAAGAUGUCUGUCGACAGAGGUCCUCUGAGGCCCUUCAUCUGCAAAAGCCAGUUUUCUCCACUUUUCUCUGUGUGUUUGUGAAGUCUGGGGCACCUGCAGCCAUUUUCCAGCAGUUCGUGCCUGCCAGUUUUCUUCCUAAUGUCAUCGGUGGUGGUUAGAAUGAAAUAAGUUAUCCACUUGCAGAGGUACAUAAUCUCUUUAUAGCCAUCAGGAUUCAUUUUUGCUGGUGGCCUGAAACAUUGUAAAUGACAACAGUAUACUUAUGGUUGUAUCAAUCAUGCUAUUGCCACCAAACUUCCAACAUCACUUAUCUUUCUGCAGUUACC
Galeopterus variegatus (Sunda flying lemur) is the source of this 1171-nucleotide messenger RNA. It is a transcript of the gene CCDC172, whose product is annotated as coiled-coil domain containing 172. The transcript has 5 exons. Gene Ontology annotation, cellular component: cytoplasm. The record is from RefSeq and is a predicted model, not a curated record. NCBI's taxonomy places the organism in Eukaryota, Metazoa, Chordata, Mammalia, Dermoptera, Cynocephalidae. Bases 1 to 390 code for a protein of 129 amino acids.